AUGCAAGCGACGAUAUUGAGUGCACUUUACGUCAAAUCAGAUUUAGAGGAUGCCCCAAACUACAAGGCAAUAUCGUACGCGUGGGGCAAUCCUGCAAACAAGGUCAAUGUGCACUGUGAUGGCAAGCUCAUUGUGGUCACACGAAAUCUCAGAGAUGCGCUGCUUCGACUUAGGUUCAAAGACAAGGCGCGACUUCUUUGGGCUGACGCGAUAUGUAUCAAUCAGAGCGACGACGUGGAGAAGGGAUCGCAGGUUAAAAUUAUGCAGACGAUAUAUGGGAAUGCGACUGGAGUGUGCGUUUGGCUGGGAUGCGGCACCGCAGAGAUGCAACCGGCUUUUAAACUCAUAGAUGAUAUAGUCAGCCAUGAGAGCUCAACAAGCGCUGACAGAACGGAGCUUCCAGAUCCUACUUCGAGAUGUUGGUCGACACUUGGUGCUUUCUUCUCUGCAGCCUGGUUCACUGGACUCUGGGUCGUUCAGGAGGUCUACAACCACGCGUGUACCGUCUUCUGCGGCGAACACGAGAUGCGAUGGCAGGAUCUCGUCCUGAUUGCGGAAUUUCUCUGGGAGGAUCCCUUAAAUGCAUAUCCCGGUUCUAGAGGGGAUUCAAUUUCGAUAUUACAGAUUAAUUCUGCCGGCCACAGCCACGCAACAUCUGGUGUAUUCGAUCGAUUCCGCCACUUCAACUGCUCCGACCAGCGCGACAAAGUCUACGCACUGCUAUCUUUUCCACCUCUCUCUAGCCUGCGGCCAUUGAUCCAACCAGAUUACAGCAAGUCCGUUGCAGAAGUCUUCGAAGAAGCUACAGUGAGGAUCAUUACGUCCUCUCAAAACCUCGGCCUGCUAUCUAGCCUUGAGCAUGAUUGUGAAAUCGAGGACGAGGACUGGCCAACUUGGGUUCCGAGGUGGGAUCGCUCUCGCAACGUUCAGGUUCUGCACAAAUACUCCUCGGGGAGAGUGCACUCAUCCUUACCUCGCAUGCAUCACCAGCCGAGAAUCCUCACAUUAGAAGGUGUCCGUAUUUCCACAUCGUCAUGGUGCGGUAUGGUGAUAGAGAUAGUGGGAGCGACGGCACGAUAUAGCGAAUCUCAGAGGGAUCCCCUCAAACAGCCUCUCCAGGAAUUGUUAAAUACUCUUCCUAAGGUAACACAUCCAAACGACCCUCUUCUUCUCCGCAUUGGCAUGACACUUAUAGUCGGCCUCGAUCUACAAUCGAAAUGCCCUCCUCUCGACUUGGCUCAAUUCCGCCUCGAUUUCCUCGCAUAUCUAAGAGAUAUCUUACCCUCUCUAUAUAUGCUUUGUUCUACGCACCAUUUGUCACAACUCUUGAUGGAACAGGCACAAGUAGGUGACGCACCAAGAUUCUAUGCCGCAGCUUUCCGUGGAAGCAAAAACAAACGAAUCUUCUGCAUGCAGAACGGAGAAUUCGGCAUAGGUCCUCGAGCGGCGCGGGCUGGUGAUCUGGUCGUUUUAUUGUAUGGUAGUAAUGCUCCCAGCGUGCUGCGGCCAAAGGGAGAAUAUUAUCAAUUUGUGGGCGAAUGCUAUGUGUAUCAGCAUAUGCAUGGUGAAGCGAUUGAGAUGGCUGCUGAAAAAUUGUUGCCUGUUGAGAAGUUUGAGUUGAGGUAG
Molecule: messenger RNA, 1626 nt
Organism: Mollisia scopiformis
Lineage: Eukaryota; Fungi; Ascomycota; Leotiomycetes; Helotiales; Mollisiaceae
Exons: 2
Coding region: 1-1626 (541 amino acids)
Source: RefSeq, a predicted model, not a curated record